AUGUACGACGUCUGCGGCCACCGCGCCGACGGCGAUACGCUCAACUGCGCGAACAACACGCGCGCGGUGUCGCCAACGGGCGAGCUAGCGCUCACGCUGCAGGCUACAUGCCCGACGCUCUGGUCGGAGCUGGGCGGCAUGAAUGGCACCUACUGCUGCACCCCCAAGCAGGUCGAGGUGCUGGCGUCCAGCACACAACGCGCGCUGCCGUUCAUCGUCGGCUGCCCCGCGUGCCAGCACAAUUUCGUGCACCUCUGGUGCCUGCUCACCUGCUCGCCGGACCAGGCGACGUUUACUAAUGUGACGGACGUACAGGCGGCGGCCGACACCAACGCGACGGUCGUGAAGGAGGUGGCUGUGUGGCUGGAUGACGGGCUGUCACGGUCCCUCUAUGACUCAUGCAAGGACGUCAAAUUCGGCGCCGCGAAUCUUCCCGCUAUGACGUUCAUCGGCGGCGGCGCGAAGACGCCCCAGGCCUGGCUGGAUUUUCUGGGGGAAGUCAAGGACAAACGUGUCCCGCCUGUGGGCUCGCCUUUCCAGCUGAACUUCAACCCCAACGCGUCGUCGCCCGGCGCGGAAGGCGGGGGGCCGCCAGAGGGGAUCUCGCCCGCGCGGGGGGCGCUGCCGUCGUGCGGCGACGCGGCGCUGACGUGCUCGUGCGCGGACUGCCCGGCGGCGCCAGGAUGCGCGAUGCCGCCGCCCGGCCCGCCGCCCGGCGCCCGCGGCUGCCGUGCAGGCGCCGUGUCUUGCUGGGACCUCCUCCUGAUCCUCACAUACGCCGGGCUCGCCCUGGGCGUUGUGGGCACCUUUAUGUUCCGCCGGCGGCUGCGGGAAUUGCAAGAUAGGGAGGCGCGGCUCUUCGGCCCCACCGAGCCGCUGCUGGCGGCGAUUCAAGAGGAGGAGGACGGCCUGCCGCUCUCCAGCGGCGCCGCGGGCGGCGGGGACUCCUUCAGCGCGCGGCGCGUCGGUGGCGGUCGCAACGGCGGCGGCGGCGGCGGCGGCGGCGGUUUUGAUGCGCUUGGGGCUGAGGAGGACGACUCUGAGCCGCUGCCCGGGGAUGAGCACUACCCCUGGCUGGAGCGGCAGCUGCAGAAGGCGUACAGGCGGCACGGCGAGCUGUGCGCGCGCAGGCCGCUGCACGUCAUCGCAGCGGGCGUCCUGCUCAUCGCGUUCUGCCUGUUCGGCCUGCUGAGGUUCCGGCUGGAGACGGACCCUCUGAUGCUCUGGGUCGGCCCCGGCAGCCAGGCCGCGCGCGACAAGGCCGCGUACGAGGCCUCGUUCGGCCCCUUCUACCGCGUAGAGCAGCUGAUCCUUACGACGACUGCUGACUCAGCCAGCAAGUACGUCACCCAGAGCGGCCUGCCGAGCAUCGUGACGGAGGCCAACAUACGGCUGCUUUUCGACAUUCAGGCGGAGGUGGAUGCGAUAACGGCCCCGUACCCGGGCCCCGACGGCCCGCCUGAGGAGGCCAACGCGACGCUGUCCUCUGUGUGCUUCAAGCCCUUUGGGUCGGCGUGCGCCACCCAGUCCAUCCUGCAGUAUUGGCACAUGGACAGGGCCUUCUAUGACGCCGAAAUGGCCAAGGGGCCCUACAGCAGCACGCGUUUGUCGCCCGACUUCUGCUUCGGACACUGGUACACCCAGUGUCGCAGCGCCUUUGAGGCCCCCAUGGAUCCCCACGUGGUGCUGGGGGGAUUCCCAACAGGGCCAGCAUUCAGGAACUACUCGGCCGACGCCACGUCGUUUGUGGUGACGUACCCUGUCGACAGCGCCCCCGCCAACCGCCAGGCCGCGCUGGCCUGGGAGGCCAGGUUCAUCGAUCUGGCCAAGGGGCGGCUAACACAGAUGGCGGAGAGGGCCAACUUGACCCUGGCCUUUAGCUCUGAGAGGUCUGUGCAGGACGAGCUGGCCCGCGAGUCAUACACUGACGCCUCCGUCGUCGCGGCAUCAUACGCCGUCAUGCUCGGCUACGUCGCCCUCGCCCUCAGCUCCCUCCCGCCCGCGCGGCAGGCGCUGCAGCUGCUGGUGCUCUCCCGCGGCGCGCUCGGCCUGGGGGGCGUGCUCAUCGUGCUCGCGAGCGUCGCGGGCGGCACGGGGCUCGCGUCGCUGUUUGGGGUGUGGAGCACGCUGAUCAGCUUGGAGGUCAUCCCGUUUUUGGUGCUGGCUGUGGGGGUGGACAACAUGUUCGUGCUGGCGCACGCGCUGGCGCGGCAGGACCCAAAGCUGCCGCUGCCCGUCCGCACCGGCCUCGCCCUCGGCGCCGCCGGCCCCUCCAUCACGCUCGCCGCGUCCUGCGAGGUCCUGGCCUUUGGACUGGGCGCGCUGCUCACGCCAAUGCCGGCAGUCCGCAACUUCUCGGUGUGCGCGGCGCUGGCGGUGCUGCUGGACUUUGUGCUGCAGGUCACUGUGUUUGUGGCGCUGCUGGCCCUUGACACGCGCCGCAUGGAGCAGCGGCGCCUCGACUGCUUCCCAUGCGUCAGGGUGCCGUACCUGGACGAGCGGGGCCACUGGGUGCAUGAUGCCCUCGAGAGCGACGCAGAAGAUGACGCCGCAGCCCCACCCGCCGGCGGCGGAUGGGCGGCCGCGUUCGGGGCCCCGCGGCCGGCCGCGUCGGCGGCCGGCCCGGGGGCGUACGAGUAUCAGGAGGAAGAGAACGCAUACUUUGCACCGCAGCCGCUGCUGGGCGGCGACCGCGGCGGCGGCGAGCACGCGAGCAACGGCGGCGACGGCGGCGGCGGCGCCGACGGCGGGCGCGCCCACGAGGCGGCGGCGCGGGGGCGCGGCAGGGGCUCGGGGAGGCCGGCAGCCCCUGCGGGGAUUCACGGGGCGCUGCACGAGCGGCGGGCGUCGCUGGGGGGGCUCCUGCAGGUGUACACGGAGCGGGUGCACGCGCCGCUGCUGAUGCGGCCGGCGGUGCAGGCGGUGGUGGCGGUGGUGUUUAUCACAGGCCUGUUCCUGGCGGCGGCUGCUGUGCCGCGGCUGCAGGUGGGGCUGGACCAGGCUGUGGCGCUGCCAAGGGACUCGUACCUGCAGCGAUACUUCCGAGACCUCUAUUCCACCCUGCGCGUGGGGCCGCCCCUGUACCUGGUGGUGCGCGGCCUCAACCUCACGGCCGGGGCGGGGGACGCCGAUAAGGUCUGCUCCAUUGCCGGCUGCAGGAAGGACUCACUCCUGUCCAGGGUGUCUGAGGCGGCGCUGGCCCCAGAUUCGUCCUUCAUCGCGUCCCCCGCCGCCUCCUGGAUCGACGACUUUUACUCCUGGCUCAACCCAGCCCUCCCAAAGUGCUGCCGCCGCCACCCGCCCGGCUCGCCCUUCGAGCCCGCGACCGGCGGGCCGCGCUGCCCGCCGCCGGAUCAGGCGCCGUGCAGUGCCGACGCGAGGGUGUGCGGGGACUGCAGUGUUUGCUACUCGGAGCUGCCGGGCGGGCGCCCGCCGCUGGAGGGGGUUCAAGAGUACCUCCCUUGGUUCCUGCGCGCCGUGCCGAGCGAGGGCUGCGCCAAGGGCGGCGCGGGGGCCUACAACAACGCAAUCCAGCCAGACCCCCAAGACCCCACAGGCCCUCGUUGA
Molecule: messenger RNA, 3567 nt
Organism: Monoraphidium neglectum
Lineage: Eukaryota; Viridiplantae; Chlorophyta; Chlorophyceae; Sphaeropleales; Selenastraceae
Product: Niemann-Pick C1 protein Flags: Precursor
Exons: 20
Coding region: 1-3567 (1188 amino acids)
Source: RefSeq, a predicted model, not a curated record